AUGGAUUCUUCGGACUACUCCUUUCUGUCUUCACUGAGAGGAGACUUCAAAACUGAUGGCUAUAUUCAGCCCCACUACAAGGAGGUAUAUCGGCUGGCCAUUGAUCACCUAUUGAGCGGUGGUCCAGGAACUUACCGGGAGUUUCUCAGAGGUGAACGCGUUGGAACUUUCCUUUCAGAAGAGGAGCUUGCUUUUAUCCCGACACAUGCAGAACUACUCAAACCUCCUUCCCAAACAGAAGAAAUCAAUGCUAAAAAUGACACCGAAGGCCAGUCUUCCUCAGGGACUUACUGGCCCUUGCACUCCGACGUGGACGCUCCAGAUUUGGAUUUAGGAUGGCCAGAUGUCAGACAUAAAAAUCAAACAAAUAUAGAUCUGUUGUUUCACCCACCUCGACUGAACAACCCUACAAUCAAAGAAGUAAUCCGCAAGCAAAUUCAGGAUGCCAAGCAGGUCAUUGCUGUUGUCAUGGAUAAGUUCACAGAUGUUGACAUUUUUAAAGAAAUUGUUGAGGCUUCAUUACGUGGUGUGGCUGUCUAUGUACUCUUGGAUCACUUCAAUUUAAAGAGUUUCCUCACGAUGGCUGAAAAUCAAGAUGUAAGGAUCAAACUGCUCAGGAAUAUGAGAGUGCGCACAGUUAAAGGUCAGGAUUACCUCUGUCAAUCAGGAGCAAAAUUUCAUGGUGCAAUGGAGCAGAGGUUUCUGUUAUUCGACUGUUGCACAGCUUUCUAUGGCUCCUACAGCUUCGCCUGGUCCUUCGAAAAGAUCCAUCUCAGUAUGGUGCAGAUGAUAACGGGACAUUUAGUGAAAUCUUAUGACGAAGAAUUUCGAACUCUUUACGCAAGGUCAACUGUUCCAGCUCAACUCACCCCUUCAACCUCCCCCGAUGGACUACAAGGGGCGGCAGUGGGAGACAGAAGGAUUCUGUCGUUGGUCAUUGAUCCCAUCACUCACGCUGAAGAUGUGCGCGCUCUGCGCAAACAGCGUCACUCUCGAGGUGAGAGGCGCACUCCUCUCAGGUCUCCUCUUGUCUCCGCCUCAGAGCAGCGCACACGCAGCGGUCGGACACCAGAGCAGCGGACCUAG
Messenger RNA from Knipowitschia caucasica, 1086 nucleotides. The record is from the annotation of a GenBank genome assembly. Lineage: Eukaryota; Metazoa; Chordata; Actinopteri; Gobiiformes; Gobiidae.